Sphenostylis stenocarpa is the source of this 1572-nucleotide messenger RNA. Lineage: Eukaryota; Viridiplantae; Streptophyta; Magnoliopsida; Fabales; Fabaceae. The record is from the annotation of a GenBank genome assembly.
AUGGCUACUGCUUCUUCUCUCCUCCCAAGUCCGCACCUUCCCGCACCCCUCAUCUCCAAACUCAACUCUUCCCCCACAACAUGGAGCAUCUUCAUCCUCACACACCCUUCACACCCCAAACUCAGAAACAAGCAAAAGCUGUUACCUUUCCCCAUCAAUGCAGUGUACACACCCCGCAGCCCCUACGCCCCUUCCACACCCUCCAAGACUGAACCCCGCAACGACGUCAUUUCCGUCCUCAACGAGAGGAUUCGCCGCGAGUACAGCAAGAAAGAGAUUUUUAGAACGGUGAUGGACUCGGAGGAAGCGGGGAAGUACAUGCGGAUGGUGAAGGAGCAGCAGCAGAAGGGGUUGCAGAAGUUGAAGGGCGACAGGGAGAGCAAAGAUGGAGUUUUUAGCUACAGGGUCGACCCUUACACGCUCCGUUCUGGGGACUAUGUUGUGCACAAGAAAGUGGGGAUUGGGAGGUUUGUUGGGAUAAGGUUCGAUUCUGGUAAGAAUUCUUCACAAACCACUGAGUAUGUUUUCAUCGAGUAUGCUGACGGCAUGGCGAAGCUACCUGUCAACCAGGCUGCCAAAAUGCUCUAUAGAUAUAGUCUGCCAAAUGAAACCAAGAAGCCAAAGGCAUUAAGCAAGUUGAAUGAUACUGGUGCAUGGGAGAGAAGAAAGGUUAAAGGGAAGGUCGCAAUACAGAAGAUGGUUGUGGACCUGAUGGAACUCUAUCUACAUAGGCUUAAACAAAAAAGGCCUCCCUAUCUGAAGACUCCUGCCUCGGUUGAAUUUGAAGCUCAGUUCCCUUAUGAACCCACGCCAGAUCAGAAACAGGCAUUUAUUGAUGUUGAGAGGGAUAUGACAGAGCGAGAAACUCCAAUGGACAGAUUAAUUUGUGGAGAUGUUGGUUUUGGUAAAACCGAGGUUGCAAUACGUGCUAUCUUCUGUAUUGUCUCAGCUAAAAAACAAGCGAUGGUUCUGGCACCAACUAUAGUUCUAGCCAAACAACAUUUUGAUGUUAUUUCAGAGCGCUUUUCUGUAUACCCUGAUAUCAAGGUUGGGCUACUAAGCAGGUUCCAGACCAAAGCAGAGAAAGAAGACAAUUUGGACAUGAUUAAGAAUGGUAGCCUGGAUAUCAUCGUUGGGACUCAUUCACUCCUAGGAGAUCGUGUUACUUAUAACAAUCUUGGUCUGCUUGUGGUUGAUGAGGAGCAGAGGUUUGGUGUCAAACAGAAGGAGAAGAUUGCUUCUUUUAAAACAUCUGUGGAUGUACUUACUUUAUCUGCAACCCCCAUACCACGAACUCUUUAUUUAGCAUUAACAGGGUUCCGUGAUGCCAGUUUAAUUACAACUCCACCACCAGAAAGAGUUCCUAUCAAGACUCACCUUUCUUCAUUCAGUGAGGACAAAGUAAUAUCAGCCAUCAAGUAUGAGCUGGAUCGUGGUGGUCAAGUAUUUUAUGUUCUGCCACGUAUUAAAGGGCUUGAUGAAGUAAUGGCAUUUCUUGUAGAGUCAUUUCCGAAUGUGGAAAUAGCCAUUGCCCAUGGGAAGGUUGGUAGUCACAACUUUUUAAGCGUCUAG